AGCUGUUACUUAUUGACCCGCGCAUGCGCACACGGGCGGCCCGCGCGCAGCCGGAGACGAGCGACACCGAUUUCCCGACGAGGAGAUGACCGCGUUUCUUUCGAUUCGUUCCGGUGGCUUUUGAACGCGUUUCACCUCCGCACCUCGAUGCUCCCGGGGGCCCGGGUGCUCGCGACAGAAUGGACGGCUUCAACAGAGUCGCUUUUCGCAAGAAGCCAGUCUGGGGUCUCGACACCGCGGAGCCCGAGGAAGCAGAGAAGAAAAGCAAGGCUGACUGUUUCCCGUCCAAGAACGCUGAGGAGGCCUGCGUGGCGGUGAAAAUUGAACACUCCCGAGCUCUCGGCAGCAGCCCGGCGGGCGAGAACAGCAACCCACCCAGUGUGCAGGCGUGUCUGAGUCGAGCGGGCCUUGGGACGACUGACCGGAGCAGAGGGGGAGUCAAUGGAAGAAGCUCUUGGUGCAGGCCCCGGCAGCUUUCUAAACCCAAAGUGCCUCCAAAGCCGCCACAUCUCCAGAGCCCGGUGACGGAGGUCAAAUCCCCGCUGGGCCACCUCCACAAAGCACCACUGAAACUGGGCAUGGAGGAGGGAGGAGGAGGAGGAGGAGGAGGAGGAGGGGGGAGAGGAGCUGUGAACCGGGAGAAAGUCAAAGAGAAACACUCCAAGGUCUCAGACCUCAUCAACCGCUUUGAAGAGAACAGCGGCGCGGAGAACAAGAGAGACAGCUCGCCGCUCAAACAGAUCAACAAGUCGUCGGACGGCAGCCCGGCUCACCGGGCCUUCCAGCGGCAGACGGAGCCCGGCGGGACUCGGGAGAACCGAUCCUCUGCGCCCGCCUCGCCGCCCGAGGAUGCCCACAAACCGGCGGCUAACGGGACGCUAGCUCAGAUGGAGCAGGACAAGGAGGAGGCGGACGUCCCGGGGAGGAACGGCGACGGCGUGAGGACGGAGGCCGGCGGGCUGGUGAACGGGGACGAGGGUCACGGGAGCACAGAACCGACGGGCGACUGUUCACCUCCACAAACGGAAAGGACUGCUGCAGGAAGUGCUGAGGAAGAGAAAGAGAGAGAGGAGGAGGAGGAGGACAACGACAUUGGGACUAAAAUAGAAAGUGAGCUUAGGAACGAAGAAGGGAGCACCGAACCUAAGGAGACCAAUGAACAGAAGCUGUUUAAGAUUGCCAGCGAGCUUUUGCACACAGAGAAGGCCUACGUGACGCGACUGAACCUGCUGGACCAGGUAUUCUGUGCCAAGCUCAUGGAGGAGGCAAAUAAAGGCACAUUCCCUGUGGACGUAGUGAAGAACAUCUUCUCAAACAUCAGCUCCAUCAACGCCUUUCACAGCCAGUUUCUGCUUCCGGAUCUGGAAAAACGCAUGGGAGAAUGGGAGUCCACGCCUCGCAUUGGAGACAUCCUGCAGAAACUUACACCUUUCCUCAAAAUGUACGCAGAGUACGUGAAGAAUUUCGACAAGGCCAUGGAGCUGCUGAAACAGUGGACUGAUCGAUCGCCUCAGUUCAAGGCCAUCAUACAGGAGAUCCAGAGUCAAGAGGUGUGUGGCUUCCUGGCGCUUCAGCACCACAUGUUGGAGCCCGUGCAGAGAGUCCCUCGCUAUGAGAUGCUGCUUAAAGACUACCUGAAGAAGCUGCCUCAGGACGACCCGGACCGGCGGGAUUCAGAGAAAUCAUUAGAAAUUAUCGCGACAGCAGCUACUCACUCCAACAGCGCCAUUCGAAAAUCCGAUAACCUGAAGAAACUGAUGGAGAUAUACGAGAUGCUGGGUGAGGAGGAGGACAUUGUCAACCCCUCGAACGAGUUCAUCAAGGAGGGCCACAUCCUGAAGCUGGCGGCCAGGAACACCUCGGCCAUGGAGCGGUACCUCUUCCUGUUCAACCACAUGCUGUUGUACUGCGUGCCCAAGUUCAGUCUGGGGGGCACCAAGUACACGGUGAGGACGCGGAUCGGCAUCGACGGCAUGAAGGUCCUGGAAACGUCCAACGAGGACUACCCUCAUACCUUCCAAGUGUCGGGAAAGGAGAGGAUGCUGGAGCUACAGGCCAGCUCGGAGCAGGACAAGGCCGACUGGAUUAAGGCUUUCCAGGAGACCAUCGAGAUCUUCCAGCAGAAAAAUGAGUCCUUCAAGAACGCACUGAAAGACGUGGAGGAAGUGUCGAAUGCAGAGCUGGGGAAGCGGGCCCCUCGCUGGAUCCGAGACAACGAAGUGACGAUGUGUAUGAAGUGCAAGGAGUCUUUCAAUGCGCUGACGCGGCGGCGGCACCACUGCAGAGCCUGCGGUUAUGUGGUGUGCUGGAAAUGUUCAGACAACAAGGUUGCGCUUCAGUACGACAACAACAAGACGAACAAAGUCUGCAGAGACUGCUUCUCUAUCCUCACGGGAGAGACGAGAUCCGAGGGCAAGAAGAAGGGCAUCCUGGAGAUCGAGGCGGCUCAGAUCACAGGCAGCAGCAUCAUGUGCGGCUUCCUGCAGUACUGUGAGAAGAACAAACCUUGGCAGAAGGUGUGGGGCGUCAUUCCCGAGAAGGAGGGUCUGGUGCUCUACCUCUACGGCGCUCCGCAGGACGUGAAGGCCCAGUGCACCAUCCCCCUCCUGGGCUACUGUGUGGACGACAGCGCCCGGACCACGGACCCCCCGGCAAGCUUCCGCCUCUCCCAGUCCAAGUCCGUCCACAGCUUUGCUGCCGACAGCGAGGAGCUCAAGCAGCGCUGGCUCAAAGUGAUUCGAGUGGCGGUGACGGGGGAGGUGCCCGAAUGCCCUCAGACCAACGAGGGCAACGCCAACCUGACGGACAACAACAACUCGCACGACGCCGGCAGCGACAGCUCAUAAAGGGGCGAGAGAGACGCAGGAGGUGCAGACGUGUACUAAGUAUAGAAGCUCACCCUACGUGCUGUCCUUGAACUUGAAGACAAGUGUGAGGGGGGGGGGGGGGGGGGACUCGAGGAUCUGGGCUGGAUACGCUGCUCUACCUUGCCCCUCUCGGGUUUCCCCCCCCUUUUGUUUUGGGUUUUUUCCUUAAACCCACUCAACGACGCUCUGACUCACUGCUGGAGCUGUGCAGGAUGACUAAAGGACACGACUAGUGCAAUUGACACUAGGACAGAGGGGACUUCCCUCAAACUGGGGCCCAUUAGGACAGCUCAAAGUCUUGAUGUGUUCCUCUGGAGCUGGUGGAGUACCACGGACGUACACCGCUCCCUGUACAGGAUGUGAACUACAGCAAAAGGACAGAAGUCUGCGUCUGCUGGUGCUGUGACGCAACUCUGCGGACGGUAUAAAUGUUUUUUUUUUGUUUGGUUUUCACAGAGUAACAUUUGUGUUGUGUACAUAAAUCAAUCUCAAACUUUUGUUUUGAUAACAUAGAAGACAUAUAAGUACGAUAAAGUAUUUACAGUAUGUGCCCCGUUCUUUGCUUAAGAUGGUUCUAAAGCUGUGAAAAAGAAUCAUGUGGUUGGAUAACGAUGACCUCAUCUCCCUCUCGCGUCCCUCGGUGAGGCCUCCUCGUCCAUCUAACGCUUUCCAACACUCUGGUGCACGUAGGCUGAUCCGUCGUAGUGUGUCUUCUAUGCAGCAAUGAAACCAGUUUGCCAAUCGAACCGUUUUUUUAAUAUUUAGGCAUCCAUCCAUAGCAGGGAUCAAUUGUGAGGGUUUUAUAUUUUAAACAAAGCAGCAGAGGCUGCGAUAACCUUGUAUACGUUUUAUUUAAGCCAACUGGAGCCUAAAAUUCCCACAAUGCAAUUUAGCAGCACCUUUCAUAAAGCCUUGUUGGCCAGCUAAAUGCUGAGGCUUUCAUGGCCAUACCAAGAGUCCGGCCUAACUCCGGAUAACCCUGAAGAUGUCAGUGACAUCAUGGGGGGGGGGGCUUUAGCAACCGAACAAAAGUAGUUCUCUCCAUGACGGGUAAAAGAGGAACUUUGGUAGAAAUAGCACACGGCAACCAGAGCAAUGUGCUCUGACAUGUGAUGGAAAAUGCAAAAAACUGAGGAUGAAUGUUGAAGCUUAACGAACAGGACACCUUUCAUGUGGAAGGGAGAUGAACCGGGACCAUCAGGUUUUCUAUGAAAAGCCAAAGCAGAACAAUCACGGAUCAAGAAAGCUGGCGUAAGAAAUGUACAUGUUUUUUUUAAUGCUGUAAU
Pungitius pungitius (ninespine stickleback) is the source of this 4153-nucleotide messenger RNA. RefSeq names its product FYVE, RhoGEF and PH domain containing 4a (gene fgd4a). Gene Ontology annotation, molecular function: guanyl-nucleotide exchange factor activity; metal ion binding. The record is from RefSeq and is a predicted model, not a curated record. The transcript is spliced from 18 exons. Gene Ontology annotation, cellular component: cytoplasm. Lineage: Eukaryota; Metazoa; Chordata; Actinopteri; Perciformes; Gasterosteidae. Gene Ontology annotation, biological process: filopodium assembly; cytoskeleton organization. The coding region runs from base 180 to 2846 and encodes 888 amino acids.